Molecule: messenger RNA, 1913 nt
Organism: Frankliniella occidentalis (western flower thrips)
Lineage: Eukaryota; Metazoa; Arthropoda; Insecta; Thysanoptera; Thripidae
Gene: DNaseII
Product: plancitoxin-1
Exons: 9
Coding region: 584-1699 (371 amino acids)
Biological process (GO): apoptotic DNA fragmentation
Molecular function (GO): deoxyribonuclease II activity
Source: RefSeq, a predicted model, not a curated record
GCCAAUUCUCUACAAGCUGACUCGCUAGUAGUUGCGACCGGCUGGUUUAAUAUAGAUUUCGUGAAUGUUAGCUGCAUUGCCUUUAUGCCUGCACUUAUCAUUUCUGGAACCAGUUCAAGCUGACCUCAAAUCACCCAUUAAAACUCAUAAGUUUUACUGUAACGAUGAACUUGGACUUCCCUCUGCUCUAAUUGAGUCGGUGAAGGGCAUCGUCACGCCUACCGCACCGACAAGGUUCUGCCGAGCGGCCCGCGUUGACUGCUGGCUUGCUGCUACACUGUUAAACAAGUACAUUCGUCAGCAAGCAAGAGCAAAAUGCAAAGAGUCGAUGACACGAGAUGAGGCCAAAGGUCACGAAGAGAAGCCAGACAACGGAUGUUGACUGAUCAGUCAAUGAGAGAGGUGGAGGCGAGUGGAGGGGACGAGAGAAGCGUAUCACCCGGCCGCGGGCGCGCGCUUUCAUUUGCUAGCUGUGUACUUGCAUGUUGGUCUCAGUACUCCGUCUAACUCCACGUCGCUCCUAACAUCGACAGCCAAUGCGCUAGCUAUUAUUCGAUCAGCCUUUCUCAGCAAAGUUUUGUUUAUGAUGGACAUAACAUGGAACUUCUUAGUUUCUUUCUUUUUUGGAAUCCUUUUAUGGCCGACUGUUUUCUCUAGUGAGCUGCAGUGUAAGGAUGAAAACAACAAACCUGUUGAUUGGUUCGUGGCUAUUAAACUACCACACUUGAAAAGCAGUAAAGAUCUGAAUGUGAGGGAGGGUGUAGCCUAUGUAUUUAUCACCUCUGAAUCAAUCACCAGAAACUGGACUUUGUCCACACGCAACGUUCGGGACUCAAAUUCAAUAAUGGGCAAUACACUUAAACCUCUAUACAGUGAUCAGGUCUCAAAUUUUGCAAGGAUAUUGUACAAUGAUGAACCACCACAUGGUGAUACCACAAUGACUCUGGGCCACACAAAAGGUGUUGCUUUUGGGGACAGAGAAUCUGGGCUGUGGUUAAUUCACAGUGUACCACAUUAUCCUCCAGAGGCGAGCAACAACGAGUAUUCUUAUCCUAACACAGGUGUCAUUUAUGGACAAAGUUUCCUGUGUGUUACAGUGCCUCCAAAAGGACUAGAAACCAUAGGUCAACAACUUACAUACAACGAACCCAAUAUAUAUGAUGCUGAAGUACCAGAUACUAUGAAUUUAUCAUAUCCUUGGUUUGCAAAAGCUGCCAAUGGAGAGCGUGUAAAAUCUGCACCUUGGUUCAAAUCUGCACAAUUUUCCUCAUAUGGUGGCCAAUCUUUUAUAUCUUAUGCCAAAUCCAAGCACUUUGGAAAAGAUCUGUAUGCAGAUUGGUUAGCUCAAGAUCUCAAGACAAAUCUUCUUGUGGAAACAUGGAAUCAUGGACCAGGAUCAAAAAUGCAAUCUGAAUGUGGAAAACCUUACAAAGUGGAGAAUGUGGAGGGGUUGUCGCUUGAUUCAUUGUCAUUUAGAACCGGUGAAGAUCACUCCAAAUGGGCAGUGUCGUCUGGUGAUGAAAAACCAUGGGUGUGCAUAGGAGACAUCAAUAGAAUGGAACACCAGAGGCAACGUGGAGGUGGUACGGUUUGUUUAGAGGAUUCUCGACUUUAUCAUGCUUACCAUGAUUCAGUAAUCUCUCUAGAUGUGUGCCCAGCUAGCAUUGUCUUUCUGCCCAAUAAUACAACCAGAGAAUGAAGACAGACAGAGUUAUCACAGUUGCAUGUCUAGAUUUUCAACACAAAUACUUUAAGUAGAAAUCAUGUACAGUAAACUUUAUUUACAUAACUUACAAAAGCUGAAAAUUUGCUGUAUAAUUCUAGUUCUGAGAAUAUGGAAAGAAAUUAAUUGGACGGGUACACUUUGUAUUUACUUCAAAACAGAAGACAUAAAAAGGUUUCGAUUAAUUUUC